AGCUUUAUCUUUCUUUUUAAUGGCAUAUUUAUACAGGCACAGCAUACUUUGAUCAUUCCCCCUGUUGUUUUCUUUACCACCUGCAUUAGCCUUUAGUGCCUGAACUUUGAUUUUUAGAGCUGGUCACAUGGUUUGCAAUAGUUGUCAGGUUUUCUUGGAACUGGUUUGGCUUCCAGUCCUUCCUGUCCAGCUCUGUCCCACUAGCAGCCUGUGGGAAAACGAGCCAGCAGCACACUGGCUUGGGUGUACUGGAGGUUGGGCGUACUGGAGCUUGGAUGUACUGGAGCCAAGCCCACUGGCAGGCGUUCAUGCAGAAGCGAAUGUGAAACUCUCCCGGAAAAGCUCCAACUGACCCAGAAAGAGCUCGCCCCGCACUAGCCAUGGCGGAACUGUGCCGCACAGACUCCACACUGACGGCCCUGGAUGAGGACGCACUGUGGGAGAUGAUGGAAAGCCACCGCUACAGGAUCGUGCGGAGCAUCCACCCCAGCCGCCUCACCCCCUACCUACGCCAGGCCAAGGUGCUGAGCCAGCUAGACGAGGAGGAGGUCCUGCACAGCCCCCGCUUUACCAACAGCGCCAUGAGAGUCGGGCACCUGCUGGACUUGCUGAAGAUGCGAGGAAAAAAUGGGGCCAUUGCCUUCCUGGAGAGCCUGAAGUUCCACAACCCCGAUAUCUACACCUUGGUCACUGGCCUACAGCCGGACGUGGACUUCAGCAGCUUCAGCGCAGGCCUCAUAGAGACGUCCAAGCUGACUGCAUGCCUGGCUGGGGCCAUUGGCAGCCUGCAGGAGGAGCUGGCCCAGGAGAAGGCCCAGAAGGAGCUGCUACUGCGGCAGUGCCAGCAGUUGCAGGAGCGCCUGGGCCUGGCUGAGGCUCAUGUUGAGGGCCUGCGCCAGCUGGAGUCUGACCACAGUCGCAUGAAGCACGAGGCCAGCACCCAUUUCCACGAGGUGUUGAAGCUGAAGGACGAGAUGCUGAGUCUCUCACUACGCUACAGCAAUGCGCUGCAGGAGAAGGAGCUGGCCACCACUCGCUGCCGCGGCCUGCAGGAGGAGCUGUACCUGGCAAGGCAGGAGCUGCAGCGGGUGGAUAUGGUGUCUUCCUGUGAAUGGGAAUUCCGAGAGAGGUCCCUGAAGAUGACCAGUGAUCUGGAGUCGGGGGACGAGGAGCUGAGCCGCCUGAAGGAGGAGAACGAGAAGCUCCGCUCGCUGACCUUCAGCCUGGUGGAGAAGGACAUUCUGGAGCAGAACCUGGAUGAGGCCCUGGAGAGCAAGCAGGAGCUGGUGGCCCGCAUCCACUCACUUCGGGAGCGGGCGGUGGCCGCAGAGAAGCAGCGGAAGCAGUACUGGGAGGAGAAAGAGCAGACCCUGCUGCAGUUCCGGAAGACACAGGUGGACUGUGAGCUAUACAGGGAGAAGAUGAGCACGCUUCAGGGCCAGGUGGCCGAGCUGCAGAAGGAGCGUGACCAGGCAUACGCUGCUAGGGACGGAGCCCAGAUGGAGAUUUCUCAGAGCCUGUUGGAGAAGGACUCCCUCCGCAGGAAAGUGUUCGAGCUCACGAACCAGGUCUGUGAGCUGCACACUCAGCUGCGCAAGCUGCAGGCAGAGCCCACGGCUGGGCCCAAGCAGGAAGCCGAGGCCAGGUUGCCCUGUCCACGGGGGAAGCAGAGGCUGGCACGGAUGCAUGCCGUAUGCCCUAGGGAGGACAGUGACAGUAGCCUCCAAGGCUCCACUGAGUCCCAGCUCUGGUGGGACCUGAGUGUCACAUCCAGCCAUGAGCUAGCAGACAGCUUCCGCUCCAGCAGCCCUGUGCCUCCGAGCCAGCAGUCCCUGUAUAAGCGGAUGGCAGAGGUCUUCAGGGAAGAUCCCGAAUCUUUAAGCAGCUUCCCAGAAAUCCUCAAGGUGGACCCAGGAGUCCUUCCAGGGACUAACGUGGAUGACACAGAACUGGAUUAUGAGAUCCUCGACAAGGCAGACCUCCCUGAGUCUGAGGGCAGCCUGCAGUGUUCUUCCAGAAGCCUCAACAUCCCAGAAAGCAGCAUCCCCGUGCGGCGGAGGCCAGCGCGCAAGAUCCUGAGUCAGGUCACAGUGCUGGCGUUCCAGGGGGACGCACUGCUGGAGCAGAUUAGCGUCAUCGGCGGAAACCUCACGGGUAUCUUCAUUCACCGGGUCACCCCGGGAUCAGCAGCAGAUGAGAUGGCCUUGCGCCCAGGCACCCAGAUUGUGAUGGUGGACCAUGAGGCAUCAGCACCCUCGUUCAAGGCUGCCCUGGAGAAUACCACGCUGGAGCAGGCAGUCAGGCUCCUCCAAAGGGUGACCGGCUUCUGCUGCCUGUCUGUGAAGGUCAACACUGAGGGUUAUAAGAAGCUGGUCCAGGACCUGGAGGCCAAAGUGGCAACUUCAGGGGACUCAUUCUACAUCCGGGUCAACCUGGCCCUGCAAGGGAAAGCUGAGGGGGAGCUGCAGGUAUACUGCAAUGAUGUCCUGCAUGUCACCGACACCAUGUUCCAGAGCCGCAGCUGCUGGCACGCACACCGUGUCAACCCAUACACCAUGAAGACUGCAGAGCACGGUGCCAUCCCCAACUACUCACAGGCUCAGCAGCGCCUCAUUGCCCUCAUCCAGGACAUGACUCAGCAGUGCACAGUCACCCGCAAGUCUUCUGGGGGCCCACAGAAGUUGGUGCGCAUUGUGAGCAUGAACAAGGCCAGCCCCACAAGGUCAUCCUUUGACGAGAGCCAGCUGGACCCCAGCAGGGUGGAAGACCAUGCCAACGUGUGCUUCUGGGCAGAGAGCUGCUUCACCCUGGCGCCCUACACCCUGGUGCACCCCCACAGGCCCAGCCAGCCCAGACCCGUGAUCUUCUUGCCCAGGAUGGUUGGGAAGAUCCUGAGCAGAAAGCUGUGCCUCCUCCAAGGCUUUAAGAAGUGCCCAGCAGAGUACUUGAGCCAGGAGGAGUAUAACACCAGGAGCCAGAGAGGGGACAUCAUCCAGGAGGGAGAGCCGUACGGUGGUCACUGCUGGGUGACCCGCCAAGCUGUAGAGUCACUCAUGGAGAAGAACACCCACGCUCUUCUAGAUGUCUGGCUGGACAGGGUCUGUGUCCUGCACAGGAUGGACAUCUUCCCCAUCAUUGUCCAUGUCUCUAUCAAUGAGAAGACGGCAAAGAAACUCAGGAAGGGCCUGCAGCGGCUCAGUGUCUCAGAGGAGCAGCUCCUGGAGGCAACCAGGCAGGAGGAGGGGGAGCUGGACAAAGUGCCCUGCCUGUACAGCAGCCUGGCUCCUGACAGCUGGAGUGACCUGGACGGGCUGAUGGGCUGUGUUCGCCUGGCCAUUGCAGACGAGCAGAAGAAGGUGGUGUGGACAGAGCAAAGCCCCUGAUGAUGACAUCAUGCCCCUCCUGGGGCUAUGGGACCUCUACGUGCCUGUGAAUGCUCCUUUGAGCCAGGGCCUUGGGGCACAGCUGGGGCUGCUCAACACACAAGCCCAGCUGUCCCCUCCCCUGGGAUCACACUGUGCACCCUCACCUCCUGUGGGUCAUAAAUGGUCAAGUCCCUCUACCUGCUCAGCCCUCUGUAGAAGCCAUCCUCUUCCAGGGCCGGUGUGGGCUCACUGAGGGGCCCUGAAAACCUCUCUGCGGGGUGUCGGGGGGGUGCUUCCCAAGCCUCCCCAGACCUCUUGGGACACCUGCAUAAGUGCUUGUCUGAUUGUGGGGCCUGUUCUUCCUUUCACAUUCAAAGUGUCAAUGGGCACCUUCUGAGCCAACUGGAGCUGCCACCCCUACCCAAGACAGAGGCACAGAGCUGUACAGGGUAACUAACCCUAGCGGGCUUUGCUCAGUUCCUGACGGCUAACAGCUGCCUUGACACCACUGGGUAACACACCGGUGUAGUCACUUUUGAACAGAGUCCCUGUGGUGGCACAGUGUGUGCAGUCUGUGCCUUGUGGCUUCUACACCUGGCUCUGGGGACACAGGAACGUCCUGGAGAGCUGGGCACAGAUGCCAUUGGACAUGACCAGCAAAGUCUUCCUGAGAACCACUGGGCUGAGAACUGCAGCCUCCCAACCCUUGUCUGGACCCAGCAUCCUCACCCCACUUGCAGGGUGUGGGAACAACUCAGCCUGGUCCCGGUAAGCACCCCACCUGCCCGACUCCCACCUCCGAGGACUGUUGCACACUAAAUGUCAUUUGGACAGUGUCUCGGCAUUGGGACAUUAUGCCAGAAUUCAAGUUAAUAUUAUCAUAAAUGAAUUCAGUAAAUAAA
Chinchilla lanigera (long-tailed chinchilla) is the source of this 4267-nucleotide messenger RNA. It is a transcript of the gene Card14, whose product is annotated as caspase recruitment domain family, member 14. Bases 381 to 3383 code for a protein of 1000 amino acids. The transcript has 22 exons. Gene Ontology annotation, biological process: regulation of apoptotic process. Lineage: Eukaryota; Metazoa; Chordata; Mammalia; Rodentia; Chinchillidae. The record is from RefSeq and is a predicted model, not a curated record. Gene Ontology annotation, molecular function: protein binding.